AGGAGGAGGGAGAACGAGGGAGAGAGGAUCGCUUCGUAUAAAAGCCAGCGAAGGCUUGACGAAGAUUUCUUUUUCAAGUGUGGGGAUAGGAAGAGGAAGCGCGAGAGGCAAGGAGAGUUUGUGUCUGUCUCUCGCCUUCCAGACACAGGAAAGUGCGGCCAUGGUGGACUCGAGCGAUUCGGUUUCAGUUGAUAUGGAGACGAUCUCUCUUGGUGGAAAGGAACAUAUUGUACAGACAGGCCAUGGUCCUGUGUCUGUUGUGGUGUUUGGCGACCAGGAUAAACCAGCACUUGUUACUUAUCCUGACUUAGCUCUAAAUCAUAUGUCCUGUUUCCAAGGAUUAUUCUUUUGUCCAGAAGCCGCUUCUUUGUUGCUUUACAACUUCUGCAUUUAUCAUAUUAGCCCUCCUGGGCAUCAGUUGGGUGCUGCUGCAAUUUCUUCAGACAUCCCUGUGCCUUCUGUUGAUGACUUAGCAGAUCAGGUUGCUGAUGUUCUCGACUUCUUUGGGCUUGGUGCAGUGAUGUGCAUGGGGGUCACAGCCGGGGCUUAUAUCCUUACACUAUUUGCGAUGAAAUAUAGGGAACGGGUCAUUGGUUUGAUACUUGUUUCUCCCCUAUGUAAAGCACCGUCUUGGACAGAAUGGUUGUAUAAUAAGUCUCAUCUGCAGGUGAUGAUAAACUUGCUCUACUUCUAUGGAAUGUGUAGCAUGAUGAAGGAAUACUUGCUUCAGCGGUACUUUAGCAAGGAAGUUCGAGGUAGUGGACAAGUCCCAGAAUCGGAUAUUGUGCUGGCAUGCAGAAGUUUGUUAGAUGAGAGGCAGAGUGCAAAUGUAUUGCGGCUUCUUGAGGCGAUUAGUGGGAGACGUGACAUUACUGAUGGAUUGAAGAAAUUACAGUGUCGAACGCUGUUAUUUGUGGGUGAAAACUCUCCUUUCCAUGCUGAAGCUCUCCAUAUGACCUCAAAAGUUGACAGAAGAUACAGUGCAUUGGUUGAGGUUCAGGCAUGUGGAUCGAUGGUGACGGAGGAGCAGCCCCAUGCAAUGUUGAUCCCAAUGGAGUACUUCUUCAUGGGAUAUGGGCUAUAUAGACCAAGCCAGUUCAGUGGCAGCCCCAGGAGUCCGUUGAGCCCAUCGUGCAUCUCACCAGAGCUGCUUUCGCCGGAAAGCAUGGGCUUGAAGCUGAAGCCCAUAAAGACACGGGUUUCAUUGCAAGUGUGACUGGCGUGCAGGGCGGGGAGUCGGGGACGAAGCUAGAUGUGUAAUUUUGACUCUUGUAAACGUUCAUACGCUUUAGUUGGGGCUCGGGGGAGUCCUUCGAUUGGUUGCCAACAAGGGAAAGAUGGCGAUGAUGAUAUGCGGUGGAAGCUGGGAUUAUUCUGGGGAGUGGGGAUGGUGUAGAUAGAGAGUAAAGAGAUUAAAGUACAAAACGAAAGUAUAGUGAGAGACCGAGUGAUUUGAUUCAUUCAUUUGUAGACCUGAAGUCAUUGAGAGCCGAGCAGCUGUAAAUCGUCUGUGGAUAAACUAUUUGUGCCUCUAUGAGAACAUUAUUGUAAUAAAAAAAAUAAAAUUACAUAAGAAAAGGGAAAUUGUGUUC
Molecule: messenger RNA, 1592 nt
Organism: Macadamia integrifolia
Lineage: Eukaryota; Viridiplantae; Streptophyta; Magnoliopsida; Proteales; Proteaceae
Product: protein NDL1-like
Exons: 11
Coding region: 161-1216 (351 amino acids)
Source: RefSeq, a predicted model, not a curated record